Guyanagaster necrorhizus is the source of this 348-nucleotide messenger RNA. RefSeq lists its product as uncharacterized. The record is from RefSeq and is a predicted model, not a curated record. NCBI's taxonomy places the organism in Eukaryota, Fungi, Basidiomycota, Agaricomycetes, Agaricales, Physalacriaceae. The transcript has a single exon. The annotation marks the transcript as partial.
UAUACACUGCCACUUGAACCAACACCACUUACUCUCAGCAGGUACAUCACCUAUACAUCCCAAUUCAUCUCAUCUGGCUCAAAAUACUUGACUGAAGUCCAUCAUUUUCUAAAAGACCUCUAUCCUGACUUCAAUACCAAUUGCAAACAUCUCAUGGUGCAAGCUACUAUCUGUGGCUCAAGAAAGAUAAGAGGUGAUUCCACAUUCCAAAAACUACCUCUUCAAUUAUUCUAUUUGAUCACCUUUUGUCUUUUUGCUAACAUCUCAGAUUCUUAUGAUGACCUCCUAUUCACUACCAUUCUUGCUUGCUGCUUUUAUAGCUGCCACUGGUCAGAUGAGCUUAUUUAG